AUGCAGCUCAAAGCUUUCUACUUGAUGAACGUCCCAACCUUAAGUGUUGGAUUACGGAACGAGUCGAAAAGUUACCUUGCUGGCAAGAGACGCAAGAUACAACUGGCAAGGCGUUACCGGGCCGCCACGAAUGACACGUUUCACCUUGGAUUUUGCUCUCUCCCUCUCCAUGCAUUCAAACCGCGGGGUCGGCCUUUUUGCCCUGGUGGCGAAGCUGACGUUAAGUCACUACAGGCAGAAUGCUGUCUCAGUCAGGACCUUGUCAAUCAGGCUCCCCAGUCUUCCCAAGUUUCAAGUCCAGAUUUUAUGUCUUUAAAAGCUACAAGUGUGCUUUUCAAGCCUUCGACCGCUAUAGCCUUCUCAAGUGCCAUCGCAAAAUGCAUUGGUCUGCGCCUCAAUCAGCGUCGCGGCCCAGUAGGCAAGUAUUCGAUCAGCUUGCAGGAUCCCAGAUCCGGCAAGAUGCACGACGGUCUGUCUAAUACCUCGAAUCUGAUGCGGAUGACGGCUCUUUUGGUGGUAUCCUCAGCAGCCCGAAGAGGCAUUCCCCUGAUUGCAGGUAAGACCCAUGAAUUUGCAGUGUUGCCGAACGCAGAGAUCUCGAAAAUGUUAGACUUGACCCUCAUCACCGCUUCCGUACAUAAUAGCUUGUCGCAGGAGUACAAUGUGGAGCAUUGUUGCGGUUUGGGCUACAUUCACGCACAAGUGGCUGCAGGUCAUGAUCUGACGGGGUUUGAGAAAUUCGUCAAUCAAAUCGAGCAAGCAUUCGCACAAUUCCAAGGCCAAGUUUCUGAAAAGUUGAACACUCUUCCAGCAAAGCUGCAGGCGAUCAUCAAGUACACCAAAUUUGUCCAGAGCGAGAAGGCUUUCUUUAGAGAAAAGCCGAUCUUGACGAAUGGCAUCUCCGCCAUGUCCGUCAAAAUGUUGAGAGUCCAAUGGCUCGAAUACUACAGUAAAUUGACCGCCUUGAAUUCGUACCUCAAGGCAGGGGGGGGGGUUCGUGGUCCUCCAGGUGAACGAUUAUUCCAGUCACGGAAACGGGCUUCGCAAGCAAAAGGCGUGGCCGAAGGAAAGGCUAUCAUGAACAAAGACGCGGAUCAGAGGGCGAGAAGGGUGAUUGAGAUGCCGACGCGGGAGAUGUUCCGCAUUGCCUGGGUCUGA
This is a messenger RNA of Rhinocladiella mackenziei CBS 650.93, 1158 nucleotides long. RefSeq lists its product as uncharacterized. The record is from RefSeq and is a predicted model, not a curated record. The transcript is spliced from 8 exons. NCBI's taxonomy places the organism in Eukaryota, Fungi, Ascomycota, Eurotiomycetes, Chaetothyriales, Herpotrichiellaceae. Bases 1 to 1158 code for a protein of 385 amino acids.